AUGUCUGAUACCGUGUUUACACUCAACACCGGCGCCAAGAUCCCUGCUUUGGGACUCGGAACAUGGCAGUCUGCUCCUGGCGAAGUCAAGAAUGCAGUCGUGCAUGCUCUCAAGGUCGGCUAUAGACAUAUUGACGCCGCAUAUGUCUAUGGCAAUGAAGACGAAGUCGGUGAGGGUUUAGCUGAAGGCUUCAAGUCUGGCAUUAAGCGCGAAGACGUCUUUGUAACCACCAAGCUUUGGUGUACCUACCACUCCAGGGUAGAGGAGAACCUCGACCUCAGUCUAAAAUCCCUGGGUCUGGAUUAUGGUAUGAGAGGCAUCCCGCUAGUCCAACACCCUAUGGAAACAAAAACUGACAUUGCAAAACAAAACNNAGUUGAUCUGUAUCUGAUGCACUGGCGUAAGUCCAUCACUACUAUGUCACGAUCCUCAAUACUAACCCCCUCACANGCCGUCCCCAUGAACCCCAACGGCAACGACCCAAAAUUCCCAAAACACCCCGACGGCACCCGCGACCUCGACACCGCCUGGUCCUACACCCAAACCUGGAAGGAAAUGGAAGCUGUCCUCAAGACCGGAAAAGCAAAAGCAAUCGGCGUAGCAAACUUUUCAGUGCCCUUCUUGGAAACCCUCAUGAAGGAAGCUCAAGUCACUCCCGCAGCCAACCAAAUCGAAAACCACCCUUAUCUACCCCAACAAGAAAUCGUGGAUUACUGCAAAGAAAAGGGGAUUUUGGUUACUGCAUACAGUCCUCUGGGAAGCACUGGCUCGCCGCUCUUCCAAGAAAAGGAAAUUCAAGAGGUGGCGAAGAAACAUGAUGUUAGUCCUGGAACUGUAUUGUUGAGUUAUCACAGUAAGAUGCCCCGCCACUCUUUGUGUCCUUCAAAGCAAAAUUGGCUAAUGCUGUUGUANGUCGCCCGCGGAAGUUCCGUGAUCCCCAAAUCGGUUACGCCGUCGAGGAUUGAGGAGAAUUUGAGGUUGAUCAAGCUUGACUCGAGUGAUGUCAAGGCUUUGGAUAAGAUCUCGGAGACACAUCCUCCCAACCGUUUCGUCUACCCUGCCUUUGGCGUCAACCUCGGGUUCCCUGACAAGCAAUGA
This is a messenger RNA of Aureobasidium vineae, 1098 nucleotides long. The record is from the annotation of a GenBank genome assembly. Lineage: Eukaryota; Fungi; Ascomycota; Dothideomycetes; Dothideales; Saccotheciaceae.